AUGGACUCGCAAGAAUACAUACCACAGUACAAACUCAUUUUAGUUGGGGAUGGUGGUGUAGGAAAAACCACAUUUGUGAAGAGGCAUCUUACGGGAGAGUUUGAGAAGAAAUAUAUUCCAACCCUCGGUGUGGAGGUGCACCCACUGAAGUUCCAAACCAACUUUGGGAAGACCCAAUUUAACGUGUGGGACACGGCCGGCCAGGAAAAGUUCGGAGGGCUGAGAGAUGGCUACUACAUCAAGAGUGACUGCGCGAUUAUUAUGUUUGACGUGUCCUCUCGAAUCACCUACAAGAACGUCCCCAACUGGUACAGAGACAUUACCCGAGUCUGUGAGACCAUCCCGAUGGUCUUAGUGGGAAACAAGGUAGACGUAAAGGACAGGCAAGUGAAGUCCAGACAAAUACAAUUCCACAGGAAAAGAAAUUUGCAAUAUUAUGAUUUGUCUGCAAGGUCAAAUUAUAAUUUUGAGAAACCAUUUCUUUGGCUAGCCAGAAGGUUAUCUAACCAGCCAAACCUCGUGUUCGUAGGAGAGCACGCCAAAGCUCCCGAAUUCCAAAUUGACCUGAACAUUGUCAGGGAGGCAGAGAAGGAGUUGGAGCAGGCGGCGGCGGUGGCCAUCGACGAGGAGGACAUAGAAAACUGA
This is a messenger RNA of Plasmodium vivax (malaria parasite P. vivax), 645 nucleotides long. Its product is annotated as GTP-binding nuclear protein Ran, putative. The coding region runs from base 1 to 645 and encodes 214 amino acids. Lineage: Eukaryota; Apicomplexa; Aconoidasida; Haemosporida; Plasmodiidae. The transcript has 2 exons. Gene Ontology annotation, cellular component: cytoplasm; nucleus. The record is from RefSeq and is a predicted model, not a curated record. Gene Ontology annotation, biological process: ribosomal subunit export from nucleus; protein import into nucleus. Gene Ontology annotation, molecular function: GTPase activity; GTP binding.